AUUUGUGAGAGAAUGCAACAAGGGAGCUUAAUUCUAACCACAGAAAAAGGAUUCUAACCUGAAAAUUGUGUUAAUUACUUGUCAUCAAAAAAUGGAUUUAAAUGAAUUACUAAUUUGGAAUAAUAUUCAACAAGAUCUUCAAGACGCUGAAGAAGACCUAAUAAUAGGUAGAGAAGUAUUACUUAAAAGAGAUCCAUUUAACACUCUUUCAGAUCGUAAAUUUAUUCAAAACUUUAGACUGACAAAAGAAUUAUGUCGAGAAGUCAUUGAUUUGGUGACUCCAUUUAUUGAACAACCAAACCGUAGAUCAGCAUUACCAGUGAAAUUAAAGGUUCUCGCUGCUUUAAAAUUUUAUGGGUUUGGAAGUUAUCAAGAGAUAACAGGCAGCAAUGCUUACAUUGGCAUAAGUCAAGCGUCUGUUAGCAGAAGCAUUGAAGAUGUAACAAAUGCGUUAAAUGAACCUGAAAUUAUGAAUGCUUGGAUUCAUUUUCCCAGAAACAUGGAAGAGUUGGAGUCUGUUCGAACAAGGUUUUAUGAAAAAUACCAUUUUCCAGGAGUCAUUGGGUGCAUUGAUUGUACCCAUAUUGCCAUCAUUGCUCCACCUGUAAACCACCCCAUUUAUCCUGAACACAUUUAUGUGAACCGAAAACAUUACCAUUCGCUUAAUGUCCAGCUUAUUUGUGAUUGUGAUUUAAAAAUUAUGAAUAUUAAUGCUCAAUUUCCUGGUUCUACCCAUGAUGCCCAUAUUUGGCGAACUUCACGUGUGUCCCAAGUGAUGGAAGGCAUAUAUCGACGCGAUCCUGGAAAUGUUUUUUUUCUUAUAGGGGACUCGG
Molecule: messenger RNA, 833 nt
Organism: Anoplophora glabripennis (Asian longhorned beetle)
Lineage: Eukaryota; Metazoa; Arthropoda; Insecta; Coleoptera; Cerambycidae
Product: putative nuclease HARBI1
Exons: 4
Source: RefSeq, a predicted model, not a curated record